Alexandromys fortis (reed vole) is the source of this 1800-nucleotide messenger RNA. It is a transcript of the gene Hepacam, whose product is annotated as hepatic and glial cell adhesion molecule. Bases 191 to 1447 code for a protein of 418 amino acids. Lineage: Eukaryota; Metazoa; Chordata; Mammalia; Rodentia; Cricetidae. The transcript is spliced from 7 exons. The record is from RefSeq and is a predicted model, not a curated record.
UAGAAAAUGCUAGAUCUGAGCAAAGCGAGAGGAGAGAACAAGGCCAGCAACACACAGAGCUCUGUGUAUUCAGAGGGAAGUUGGCAGGGUUGUGCCCGGGCAGAGAAACUCCGAGUGGUACAAAGGGACGUGCCCGGAGUGGAGAAAUCAUGCUAAUUGUCUGCACCAGAGCUGGAGAACGCCACCCAAAAUGAAGAGAGAAAGGGGAGCCCUGUCCAGAGCCUCCAGGGCCCUGCACCUCGCUCCUUUUGUCUACCUGCUUCUCAUCCAGCCAGUCCCCCUGGAGGGGGUGAACAUCACCAGCCCAGUACGUCUGAUCCACGGCACGGUGGGGAAGUCUGCCCUGCUUUCUGUGCAGUACAGCAGCACCAGCAGCGACAAGCCUGUGGUGAAGUGGCAGCUGAAGCGUGACAAGCCGGUGACCGUGGUGCAGUCUAUAGGCACAGAGGUCAUCGGCACUCUGCGGCCUGACUAUAGAGACCGAAUCCGGCUCUUUGAAAAUGGCUCCUUGCUUCUCAGCGACCUGCAGCUGGCGGAUGAGGGAACCUAUGAAGUGGAGAUCUCCAUCACUGAUGAUACCUUCACAGGAGAGAAGACCAUCAAUCUUACAGUAGAUGUGCCCAUUUCAAGACCACAGGUGUUAGUGGCUUCAACCACUGUGCUGGAACUCAGCGAGGCCUUCACCCUCAACUGCUCCCAUGAGAAUGGCACCAAACCUAGCUACACCUGGCUGAAGGACGGCAAACCCCUCCUCAAUGACUCCCGAAUGCUCCUGUCCCCUGACCAAAAGGUGCUCACCAUCACCCGAGUCCUCAUGGAGGAUGAUGACCUAUACAGCUGUGUAGUGGAGAACCCUAUCAGCCAGGUCCGAAGCUUGCCUGUCAAGAUCACCGUGUAUAGACGAAGCUCCCUCUAUAUCAUCUUGUCUACAGGAGGCAUCUUUCUCCUUGUGACCCUGGUGACAGUCUGUGCCUGCUGGAAACCCUCCAAAAAGUCUAGGAAGAAGAGGAAGUUGGAAAAGCAAAACUCUUUGGAAUACAUGGAUCAGAACGAUGACCGCCUAAAAUCAGAAGCAGACACCCUGCCCCGAAGUGGAGAACAGGAGCGGAAGAACCCGAUGGCACUCUAUAUCCUGAAAGACAAGGACUCUCCGGAGCAGGAUGAGAACCCCGUUACAGAGCCUCGGAGCACCACAGAGCCUGGCCCGCCUGGCUACUCUGUGUCACCACCAGUGCCGGGCCGCAGUCCGGGGCUGCCCAUCCGCUCAGCCCGCCGCUACCCGCGCUCCCCAGCGCGCUCCCCCGCCACCGGCCGGACGCACACGUCACCGCCACGGGCCCCGAGCUCGCCCGGCCGCUCGCGCAGUGCCUCGCACACACUCCGGACUGCGGGCGUGCACAGAAUCCGCGAGCAGGACGAGUCUGGGCAGGUGGAGAUCAGUGCCUGAGCUGCCUUGGGAGUCCAUUCCGGUUGCCCACGGUCUGCUAUCCGUAGCAGGGGGGGGAGGCAUAGAAGUUCCGGGGCCGCUGGCCUGGUGCGAUGGGAGAACGUGGCCAGAUCCCCGUUUAGGGUGCACACGUGUGUGAGCUUGCACAAAUGGGGUGGAGCGCUGAUCUCGGUGUUAAGCCCUGUUGCAUGUGUGCUGGGUUUACUGGUUGUGUUCUCUGUGUUCUCAGUGGGUGUGAACUGUGCCCUUUUAGGACUACAUAGAUUAUUAAAUGUCCGGCCCAAUCCCCGGAAGGGUUUUAUGGUAACUAACAUCUGUAAUUUUACCCAGUGAGACAUCCUACGCGCCCCCUA